Messenger RNA from Ochotona princeps (American pika), 2346 nucleotides. It is a transcript of the gene NDEL1, whose product is annotated as nudE neurodevelopment protein 1 like 1. Gene Ontology annotation, biological process: cell migration; microtubule nucleation; centrosome localization. Gene Ontology annotation, cellular component: centrosome; kinesin complex; kinetochore. NCBI's taxonomy places the organism in Eukaryota, Metazoa, Chordata, Mammalia, Lagomorpha, Ochotonidae. Gene Ontology annotation, molecular function: microtubule binding. The transcript is spliced from 10 exons. The record is from RefSeq and is a predicted model, not a curated record. The coding region runs from base 201 to 1187 and encodes 328 amino acids.
UCACAAAUGGCCUCGGCCAGCCGAGCGGCUCCUGACGUGUCGGGGAGGAGCGGGGCGCCGUGCUGCGCCGAGCAGAGCCGGGGACUGCGGAGGGCGGCGGAGCCGAGCGGCUGGGCGGGCCUGGCCAGGCCGGCGGAGCGGAGACGGCGCUCGAGCGGCGGCGAACAUGCGCUUUUGACACUGUGGAGGCUUUCUUGAUCAUGGAUGGUGAAGAUAUACCAGAUUUUGCAAGUUUAAAGGAGGAAACUGCUUAUUGGAAGGAACUUUCCUUGAAGUAUAAGCAAAGCUUCCAGGAAGCUCGGGAUGAGCUAGUUGAAUUCCAGGAAGGAAGCAGAGAAUUAGAAGCAGAGUUGGAGGCACAAUUAGUGCAGGCUGAACAAAGAAAUCGAGACUUGCAAGCUGAUAACCAAAGACUGAAAUAUGAGGUGGAGGCGUUAAAGGAGAAACUGGAGCAUCAGUACGCACAGAGCUACAAGCAGGUCUCGGUGUUAGAAGAUGAUUUAAGCCAGACUCGGGCCAUUAAGGAGCAGCUGCACAAGUAUGUGAGGGAACUGGAGCAGGCCAAUGAUGACCUGGAGCGAGCCAAGAGGGCAACGAUAGUUUCAUUGGAAGACUUUGAACAGAGGCUAAAUCAGGCCAUAGAACGAAACGCAUUUUUAGAAAGUGAACUUGACGAAAAGGAAUCUUUGUUGGUUUCUGUACAGCGGUUAAAGGAUGAAGCAAGAGAUUUGAGACAAGAACUAGCAGUUCGAGAAAGGCAGCAGGAAGUGACCCGGAAGUCAGCUCCCACUUCUCCCACCCUGGACUGUGAGAAGAUGGAUUCUGCUGUCCAGGCGUCCCUUUCCUUGCCAGCUACUCCUGUUGGCAAAGGGUCAGAAAACAGCUUUCCGUCGCCGAAAGCUAUACCAAAUGGUUUUGGUACCAGUCCACUAACUCCUUCGGCUAGGAUCUCAGCACUAAACAUUGUGGGGGAUCUCUUACGGAAAGUAGGGGCUUUAGAAUCCAAAUUAGCAGCUUGCAGGAAUUUUGCAAAGGACCAAGCAUCACGGAAAUCCUAUAUUUCAGGGAAUGUUAACUGUGGGGUGAUGAACAGCAAUGGCACAAAGUUCUCACGAUCAGGGCAUACGUCUUUCUUCGACAAAGGGCAAGAAAAAGUCAUAUUUCCCACGUUAUUCAUGGGGCAGUAAACGGCUUUGACCCAGCUCCUCCUCCUCCUGCCCUGGGCUCCUCGCGCCCGUCGUCGGCACCUGGGAUGCUGCCGCUCAGUGUGUGAGUGCCCGGCCCCCGGGGGCACCUGCCCUCCUCCAGCAACCCAGAACCCCCCCACCUUGCUCCUCGGUGCCUGGGCCCUGCCCUGUGCGCCACCUCCUGCCUCCCCACAUGGCUGGCGGGGGGCAGGCUGCGUGCAGUGGUGGCUGCUGGGCGCCGCCCAGACCCAGGACUCUGCGCGAUCUCAAUACUGGCUGUCUUCUCUUCUUGCCGUAGUGCCGUUGGUUUCACAUGAUUGCACUUUUGUGGGUCACAAGGUGAUACGUACUUGUAUUACUUGGUCACUGGAUGCAGACGUACCCAUUCGUCACACCUGCCUCAUAGCCCCGCCCUGCUGUACUGAUAGGAUUUAGUUUUGCUUAGGACAUUGCCAAUCUUCUCCAAGUUCUCCCCUGAAUCAGGUUGACCCGUGCCCUCCUCCUGAGCGCCCCUGGGCGUUGGCAGAGCUCACGAUCAUGUGUCCCCCAGCCCCAGCCCCCCCAUGGCGGGGCCUGUUCCUGCCUGGAGUCAGGAAGGUCAGUGAGGGAGGGAACGUUUCCUGAACCUUCCGGUUUUAAGUAGCAGCCACCAUUGCCCAGCCAGCCUCCCGGAGCAGCGGAGGGCCAGGGCCCAGAGUGCGUGGGAGGCUGGGCCCCCAGGCCUCCUCCUCUGCGUGCCUCAGAUGGGGGUGGGGUGGGGGCAGCCACCUCCCCAUGCCAGCUUUUUGGUCCUUUGGCAGUGUGGUGACAUCUGGAGCACAGUCUGUCCCCUUCCCGGGGGCCCUGGCAGGUGUGUCAGGAAGAUCGGGGGCCGGCUGACUACCCGUGGCUGUCCUGUGCGUCCUUUGAUUACUCAUGCUGCAUUUACUGUUUACAUUUGUUUUAUUGUACAUAGGUUUGUAAACAUUAUUGCCUAAGAUAUUUGUAUAUAACUUGGGCUUUGUAGCUUUUAUUUAUUCAGAACUCACAUGGCAUGUUACUGACUUCCGAUGGUGUCCUGCUCUGGGCAGCUGUAUAGGAUCAUCAUGUGGUUAAAAAACAACACUUCCCUCCCCCAAAAUCUUUUAAUGUGGAAACAAUAAAUUUCACAGAAAAAGAG